UUCUUCCCUAUUUAUUUGUUGUACAAUAAUGAGUAAACGGUAAGCAUGCGCACGGAAAUAAAAAGGAGAAAAAUAGUCGGGCACGGUGUACACGAUAAUUCACACUCCAAGACGCGCCAAAACAUGUUUGAAACAUCAAUAACUUGAACAGGACUGUCAGGAGUGUGAUUUCUAGACAACAUGGCAACUGGUGAUCUGACAAACAAUAUCAGAAAACUUCAGAAAGAACUGAAGAUUAUGAAGUACCAGGAAAGUUUGGAUUUGAAUGGACUUGCACAGGGUAAGGCCUCAGCCCUUCUUCCCAUCUACCACUAUGCGUUUACCACAUACAGCUGUUCCAUAGCGGAACUGAUUGCCAGCACAGACACUGAGUUGUAUACCAAGACAGAUCUACGAUUCAUGGAGGGAUGCUACAAGAUUUUGAGGGACUUGUUUCAUUAUAAACCUCCUGUGACAAAGGAACAGUUUUUCAACAAUGGUUUCGUUGAAAGAAAAAUUAUUAUGUGCACAGAAGUGAUGAAACUGAUUCAACAAAAGAACAAGUCUUUACAGCCCCAGAAAAAGGCCCCCACAACAACGACUAGUAACCUUGGACAGGUAGUCUCCAUGAAACCCAGCAGGACCAAAGUGACUGACCUGACCCAAGUAAGACCUAACAGCUCUAGGAGAUCCAGGUCAUCCUUAGAUACCAUUAGUUCACAGAGGGAAGGACUAUCAGACCCCAAGAAUGUAGGUGUAUCACCUCGCUCACUAACAGAUGUUGAUCACCAUCAGCAGGUUGUCAAUGAACUGCUUUUUAACCAGCUGGUUUUUCCAAGGCAUAAGCUCACCAUGUGCAAAGAAGUGAUGAAACUGAUUCCAACAAAAGAUGCUGACACAUCUUCUUCAUCAGAAUCUUCAGAAAAAGGCCCCCACACAACGAGUAAUUUUGUGCUGCCAUCUGCUGGUAGAAAUGUUAGAGGAUUUAAUUGGGCAGUUGUUACCCCUAGCAUUGCAAAAACCAGAUCGUCCAUUCCAUUUUCAGACGUAUGUUUUAUUUUACAAAAACUGUUUAUAGAUGAGGAAGAGGAAGAAGAAGAGGAGGAGGAAGGCAUAGAGACAGUGAUGGCUGCCACACCAGCACACUCCAUCAUGGAGCCUCAUAAUGGAGAAACGAUCGAAAUCACAGAGAGAAAUCACAACAGCAAUCCACAGCAGCCUCAAGCUGGCCAGGCCAGCCAGCAAACGUUAAAUGAAACUCAUAUACUCAAGGCUAUAGAACAGCUGACUAAAUGUUUUGGAACUUUGGAGUCAGGAUUAACCAGGUCUAUUGAAUCUCUGAAUGCACGCAUGAUUCUUGUGGAAAACAGGGUUUCUAUGAUGGAAAGCAAGAUUGAGGCAGUCGUAGCUGGUUCUCAAAGAAAAGAGGAGCAAACACUACCACAGCCUACAAAUCACAAUGGAGUACCUCAGAGAUCUGCUGUAUCUGGUGGUGUUACUAAUCUUCAGGGUCAAGGACAGCAGAACUACAAUAUGGCAGAAACUACCAGACAUCCUAGCAGUUCUACUAUAAAGAGCAAAGCAGAUAAUCCAAUAACAGUGUCAGGACAGGAAAGAAACAGUACAGAGCCUCAGCAGAUAACCACAAAUCAGACAACAGAGAAAUCCCCCAAGUACAAAGCUCCUCCGUAUCAGUCCGCCCUGUAUGACGAUUCCACUCUGGUCAUGUUUUCCCCGAUUCGUCAUGUGGCAGGUACCCCUCAUCAACAUAGGACUCCGGAGACCACAUUCUGUUCCACUAAUAACGACACAUCCGACCCACGGCGAUCCAGUACCCCAGAACACAACACAGUGGAGAUGGACACACAGAUUGUGCUAGGGGAAUCCAUGAACCUCCCCACUGGGGAUACAGAUACCCAGAGUCAAGUGAACAGAAUUAAAAAUCUAUUUAAAUCAACAGAAGUUAUGCUGAAAAACUGAAAGAAUGAGGACGAAAAAUGACAAUCUGUGCAGACUAAGAUUAGAGAGAAGAGUAUUAGAUGAAUAAUUUAAAUGUAUUGGUAGUACAGUGUAAUGUACUUGAUUGAUGAUUGCGAGCAUUAACAACUACCUCAUGUGUCAUAUUAACCAAGUGCUAAUUAUAAAUUAUGUCAUAUUUAGAA
Molecule: messenger RNA, 2141 nt
Organism: Saccostrea cuccullata (small rock oyster)
Lineage: Eukaryota; Metazoa; Mollusca; Bivalvia; Ostreida; Ostreidae
Product: histone H3.v1-like
Exons: 13
Coding region: 181-1959 (592 amino acids)
Cellular component (GO): centrosome; spindle pole
Source: RefSeq, a predicted model, not a curated record